Messenger RNA from Pollicipes pollicipes, 1287 nucleotides. Its product is annotated as hydroxyproline dehydrogenase-like. NCBI's taxonomy places the organism in Eukaryota, Metazoa, Arthropoda, Thecostraca, Pollicipedomorpha, Pollicipedidae. The transcript has 8 exons. The record is from RefSeq and is a predicted model, not a curated record. Gene Ontology annotation, molecular function: proline dehydrogenase activity; FAD binding. Bases 1 to 1287 code for a protein of 428 amino acids. Gene Ontology annotation, cellular component: mitochondrion.
AUGAACCGCGUCUGCCUGGCUCGCCUGACCGGGGCGCGGGCGUCGCUGGCGCAGAGCGUCAGAGGGGUGGCCGGUCAGGAGCGCCUGGAGCUGGAGACGCGUCAGGGCGCUCCGGGCGUCAGAGGCGCGGUGGAACAGGAGAAGCCCGAACUCGAGGUCCGCUCGGACGUCUUCUCGGCCCGCCCCACGCGGAGCCUCUUGCGGACGCUGGCCAUCUAUCAAGUGUGUGCCGUGGACCGAAUCGUUGACAAUAGUCUACAGCUGCUACGAUUGGGCGAACGGCUGCUGGGCUCACGCCUGCUGCAGCUGUUGGCGCAGCCGUUCUACCGGCAGUUCGUGGCUGGUGCCGAGCAGCGCGAGCUGGCGCAGGUGGCCGCCACGCUGCAGCGCGACAACAUCCAGCUGAUGUUGACCAGCAUGCUUGAGGCCGACGUAGACGAGGAGGCAGCCAGCGAGCGGCAGCUGGAGGCUAACCUGGAGGAGGCUCUCCGGGUUCUGACCAUCGUCCGAGAGGUGACGGCCGGCCAGGACCAGGCGGCCCUCCAGGCCAAGUUCACGGCCCAUCUGAACGCCGACCUGCUGGUGCAUAUCUCGCGGGUAUUCUCCUCCAGCGAGAGCCCGUCCAGUCUAGUCGAGCAGUUAGCGAACGCCAUGGUGACAUCAGAUCAGGUCAGCGUACCAGGCUUGACGUCAGAACAGCAGUACGCCUGGGACUCGUGCGUUCGCCGCCUGAAGACGCUGGGCGAGGCCUGCGCAGACAGCGGCAUGCUGAUGUUUGUGGACGGCGAGUUCACCUACACAAACCCGGCCAUCUCCUGGCUGACGCUGGCACUGAUGGCGGUGUUCAACCAGCGGGAGGCCUUCAUCAGGGGCACCCACCAGUGCUACCUCAAGGCGACGCCAGCUAACCUGGAGCGCGAGUACGCCAUCUGUCAGCAGCUGGGCGCAUGUUUUGGCGGGAAACUGGUGCGCGGCGCGUACAUGGCGCGUGAGCGACAGCUGGCGCAGCAGGAGGGGCGUGCCAGCCCCGUCUGCGACAGUUAUGAGGCGACCACGCUCAGCUAUACGCGUGCUGUGGAGUUUGCCCUGCGACGUGUGGCGGAGGACGGUGGGCGCACCCAGAUCAUGGUUGCCACGCACAACCACGAGUCCAUCCUGCACGCGCUCGGGCUGGCGCGCCGGCUGGGCGUGGUGCCCUUCAGCGGUGGCCUCGCCUUCGCCCAGAUCUACGGCAUGGCCGACUACCUGACGGUUGCCGCUGGGACGCGCUGGUCACCGCGUCUUUAA